Molecule: messenger RNA, 1788 nt
Organism: Kalmanozyma brasiliensis GHG001
Lineage: Eukaryota; Fungi; Basidiomycota; Ustilaginomycetes; Ustilaginales
Exons: 1
Coding region: 1-1788 (595 amino acids)
Source: RefSeq, a predicted model, not a curated record
AUGGACAGCUCAGCAGCUCCACCCACCACCAUCACCGAGAUCAACCUGGUCUCGUCGCCUCCCACCAGUCACGCUCCUUCGCCCUCGCGAACGCGGUCUUCUCCUCUGAGGCCCUCUUUGAAGGCGAAUGUGGUCGACAGUCCAUCUGGCUCGCGGCGAAUAGGCAAGGCUGCCCUUGUAGGCCCUUCCAACCAGCAGCCGGGAGAAUUCGUGGCGAGCAGCGAUGCAGAGGACGGAGAACACGAUGGCCACGCUGACGAGCCGAGCACCCCCGAGCGACCUCGUUCCCGCUCGCCCUCGCGAUCCGGCAGAGAGUCUCACGCGUCCACCGAUCCAAGAGACGAUAACGGGCCCACCGUCUACGUCGAGAUCCCAGCUUCGUCCCCAUCGAUCGUGCCACCACGAGACAGCACCCGCUCGAAGAGAAAAGCAAACUCUCCGCAGAGUACCCGAUCGCGACGUCGUGGGUCAGAUGCGUCUGACGUCGUGGAAGUAGAUGACGAUGCCGCGUUUGCAGCACAGCUCGCUGCGCAGGAGGAGAGAGCCUCUCGUCGCCCGACACGAAGCGCCCGUAGCAAGGAAGUCAGCUACAAGCCGAACUGCGAUUCCGAAGGUCGACCACUGAAGUCGAAGAAGAGCUCAGCGGAUGCAGCGACGUCAAGCUCUUCGAGGUCGAAAGCUGCAUCGAAGGACGCUGCUGCUUCGAAGAAGGGUACGAGCAAGCGCAGGUCGAUAGCGGUCUCAGAUGACGAGGAGGAUGGCGCUAAUGAUGGCGGCAUGCCUGGUCCAAGCUCAUCGAGCAACGCAAAGGGCGCAACACGUGGCGAAGGAGAUGCAGACCUCACAGACGAAGACGUUGGCUUCAAAGCGCGUGAUCGCAAAAAGGCAAAAGUGACGAAAGCAAUCACCGUGGAGGAUGACGACGACGAUGCUGCCGCCUCCGACCACGACGACGGGAUCAUGACACCACCGCAGCUCACAUCGCCACGACGAUCGUCACGCAAGGGUGCGCCUUCGCCGAAGAAGCAGCAGCUCGAAGAGACGACAAAGAGCAAGAAAGGCAAGGGCAAAGGAAAAGGGCAGCCGUCAAAGACAUUCGAUCUGGAAGGUGACAUCGAGGACAACGAGGCGGAAGAAGUCGAGGCACCUACGGGGCGGUCGAGCAGGAAAGACGCAGCAUCGCGCAAGCCGACCAGGGCUGGCAAAGCCGCAUCGCCAGUAGCAGAGGAGUCAGAGGCUGAAAAGGAAGAGGAGGCAGAGGAAGUCAAAGCAGAAGCAGAGAAAGGAGCAGUGAAGGAGCAACUCACGGAACUAUCGCCCUCCUCCGAGCCUUCCGCCUCAUCCUCGAAACCCGCCGACACUCCUGCCACACCCUCGGCCUCCUCCUCCGUAUCCGCACCCGCCCGCGCCACACCAACCACAGUCGCCAUUAAGCGCAUCGACCCCUCCACUCCCUCUUCCCGACUUUCCUCCCCAUCCACCUCCGGCCCGUCCUCGUUCUACGGCAAGUCCCUCACCAAGAUCCUCACCUCCAGCGCGGCGCGUCGACCAGGCUUGACACGCAAAACCAACAUUCCCUCGCUGCUGAACCAUCGCGGUGCUCCAAAACCGCCGGCGCCCAAGCUCGCUGUGUCCAAGCGUCGCAUGCAGGACGACGACUACGAGUACGAUGCCGAGUACGAGGCGCUCAUUGCCAAGAAGGAGAAGGGGAGCGAUGACGAGAGCGACGAAGAGGAGAAGGAGGACGGUGGGGCUGAGGAGGUGGAGGUUGAGGAGCAGUACGAUUGA